Scleropages formosus (Asian bonytongue) is the source of this 1721-nucleotide messenger RNA. RefSeq names its product DCN1, defective in cullin neddylation 1, domain containing 1 (S. cerevisiae) (gene dcun1d1). Lineage: Eukaryota; Metazoa; Chordata; Actinopteri; Osteoglossiformes; Osteoglossidae. Gene Ontology annotation, cellular component: ubiquitin ligase complex. Gene Ontology annotation, molecular function: ubiquitin conjugating enzyme binding; cullin family protein binding; ubiquitin-like protein binding. The record is from RefSeq and is a predicted model, not a curated record. The transcript is spliced from 7 exons. The coding region runs from base 71 to 844 and encodes 257 amino acids. Gene Ontology annotation, biological process: protein neddylation.
UGUGCCGGAAGUGGCAAUUGAGGAGCGCGAGAUUGCCAGUUUGAGGGGUGCGAGCGGUGUUAUUACCAACAUGAACAAGCUGAAGUCCUCGCAGAAGGAUAAGGUUCGUCAGUUCAUGAUCUUCACGCAGUCCAGCGAAAAGACGGCUCUCAGCUGCUUGUCACAGAACGACUGGAAGUUGGAUGUUGCUACCGACAACUUUUUCCAAAACCCAGAACUGUACUUACAAACCCUGAAGGGGGUUUUGGACAGGAAGAAGUUGGAACAGCUCUACAACAGGUACAGAGAUCCUCACGAUGUCAAUAAGAUCGGAAUUGAUGGCAUCCAGCAGUUCUGUGAUGACCUUGGGCUGGACCCUGCCAGUAUCAGCGUUCUCCUCAUUGCCUGGAAGUUUCGAGCAGCGACUCAGUGCGAGUUUUCCAAGCAGGAGUUCAUGGACGGCAUGGCAGAACAAGGUUGUGACAGUAUAGAAAAACUAAAAGCACAGCUCCCAAAAAUGGAACAGGAGUUAAAAGACCAAGGGAAAUUUAAAGACUUCUACCAGUUUACGUUUAACUUUGCCAAGAACCCGGGACAGAAAGGACUAGAUUUAGAAAUGGCAAUUGCAUACUGGAACCUAGUUCUGGCAGGAAGAUUCAAAUUCCUAGAUCUGUGGAACACAUUUUUAUUGGAGCAUCAUAAAAGGUCCAUACCUAAAGACACCUGGAACCUUCUGUUAGACUUCAGCACAAUGAUAACGGAUGACAUGUCCAAUUACGACGAGGAAGGGGCAUGGCCAGUCCUUAUUGACGAUUUUGUGGAAUUCGCACGACCGCACGUUGUGGCAAAAAGCACGGUGGUGUAGCUCCAGGGCUUGCGGCAGAGAAUUUGUACAUAUUCUGUACAAACGAAGAUGGGAAAACCACCACCGAGGUGGUCAGUGAAUAAAUCGCCGAGGGCGGGGCCGCACUGCAGCCGAGCCGGCAGGUCACCCGCCACGAUUAAGAGGACUGUUCAACAAUGAUGAUGCAAGGGGCAUCGAAUGCUGGUUUGGCCUUUUACUUUUAGCACAAGCGCUCUUCUGUAAACCUCCAGUGCUGUUCUGGAUCCUAAACUUCAUCCUCAAUCUCUUAUCUAGCAGGAUUUGGCCUGCAGCCAGUUACCGACGUUUGUAGGAAGCACACAGUGCAUUUUAAUUUGAACACGAAAUUCUGAAAGUCGCAUAAUGUAGCGUUCAUCUUUGAGACACAGUGUGUUCUUGCUUUUGGUUUCCUUCUGUCCUCAUGGAAAUUGAGCAGAAAACCAGUGCAAAGUAUUGACUGUAAUUCCAGGUGUUUCUGUUGGAGAUGCAUUCCUUUGGACAUAUCGGCAAGAAAUCCCACAGCUGCCUACUGUAUUUGUUGCUGUACCAUUAUUUGUGCUCGUCCGAUGCCUCCAUCGACUCCUUUGUGACUAAACACUAGUUUGUGUUUUUCGAUUUAACCUACUUGAUUGACUACAAGUUUGUACCUGAGAGGAUUUCAGUUUUUGUUGAAGACAACAAAAGGUCCCAAAGUGUUUGGUACAGCGCCUAGUGUUAACAUGCCACGCACAUGCGGUCCGUCAUGCAGAGAUGACCCCAGCAGCAUCGAGAUGGCGCCUGCGAGGAUGUCUCCGACGGAACGGUGAACAGUUUCCUUGUUUACAACAGCGGUGUCCCUGGAGCUCGAAGGCUGGGGUGAAGCGCCUUCACGUACGAGAAU